AUGGUGAGCAACCACACCACAGUGACUUACUUCAUCCUCUUGGGACUGACAAAUCGUCCAGAACUACAGCCCCUGCUCUUUGUGAUGACCCUACUGAUCUACGUUGUCACCCUCGUGGGCAACCUCAGCAUGAUUGGCUUGAUCGCCAUUGACUUCCAGCUGCAAACGCCCAUGUAUUUCUUCCUUGUGAAUUUGUCAGUUGUGGAUCUCUGUUAUUCCUCAGUUUUUGCCCCAAGGAUGCUGGUAAACUUCCUGGUGGAGAACAAGACUAUUUCUUACUCAGCGUGCGUUGCCCAGCAUUUCUCCUUUGUCGUGUUUGUGACCACGGAGGGGUUCCUGCUGGCCGUCAUGGCUUACGACCGCUACCUGGCCAUCUGCAGCCCACUGCUUUACACCGCCCUUAUGCCCAGGAAGGUCUGCAUUUGGCUGGUGGCUGGGUCCUACCUAGGGGGACUCCUUAACUCCUUAGUACACACUUGUGGCUUACUGCAAUUGUCGUUCUGCGGCCCUAAUGCCAUCAACCACUACUUCUGCGACACGAACCCACUGCUGCAACUAGCGUGCUCUGACAGGCACAUCAACGAGGUGCUGCUCGUGACCCUCUCGGGGCUCAUAGCUAUGUCAACUCUUCUGUUUGUCAUCGCCUCCUACCUCUCCAUCCUCCUCUCGAUGCUGAGCAUGAGCUCCACAAGCAGGCACAAAGUCUUCUCCACCUGUGCCUCCCACCUGACGGCCGUCACCCUCUUCUAUGGGCCCGUGAGCUUGAGCCACGUGCAGCCCAGUUCAAAAUACUCACUGGAACGGGAGAAAAUCUCUGCAGUGUUUUACACCCUGGUCGUUCCCAUGCUGAACCCCCUGAUCUACAGCCUCAGGAACAAGGAGGUGAAAAACGCCCUCAGAAGGGUGAUGGGGAGGAAGAAAUGCCGUUCACUGACUUGCCUGUCAGAGUAA
This is a messenger RNA of Calidris pugnax (ruff), 951 nucleotides long. RefSeq names its product olfactory receptor-like protein COR8. The coding region runs from base 1 to 951 and encodes 316 amino acids. Gene Ontology annotation, biological process: sensory perception of smell; G protein-coupled receptor signaling pathway. Gene Ontology annotation, cellular component: membrane. NCBI's taxonomy places the organism in Eukaryota, Metazoa, Chordata, Aves, Charadriiformes, Scolopacidae. Gene Ontology annotation, molecular function: odorant binding; G protein-coupled receptor activity; olfactory receptor activity. The record is from RefSeq and is a predicted model, not a curated record. The transcript has a single exon.